Peronospora belbahrii is the source of this 1428-nucleotide messenger RNA. The record is from the annotation of a GenBank genome assembly. Lineage: Eukaryota; Oomycota; Peronosporomycetes; Peronosporales; Peronosporaceae.
AUGAAAAGUAGUGUCAUUUCUGAAUUUUUGAGUCCUCUUCCUAGUAAGUGGGCGAUGAAUAAUGUCAUGAUCCCAAAGGCACGAAUGUCUUCCUGUGUCUAUCACGAUAAGUUCAAACCUUCUACUUCUUCUAACCACUGUAUUACAUUACUAAACGCUACAAUUAAUCCACAAGCAAACGACAAGGACAUUUACCAUGCCGUUACGUCAGAAGAUAAAGUCCAUAUUCAGAGUGACGAUACGUUGAGUCUCGUGGAUGCCUUACCACGAGAUCGUGAGAGUCUGGAGUAUGAACUUGAUCAAUUGAAUGAAUUGGAACGACAAGUAGAGAAUGAAAUUGCUGUGGACUUGAAACUUGGAUGUGAUUUGUUGAUAAAGACACGAGAAGAACAAAUUACAAAGGCCUGGGCCACUCUGGAACGACGACGAGUGGCAGCACGGAAAGUGUUUGACUAUGCGAGUGAAAAGGCUCAAGAAAUGUAUGAUCAACAGUGUACUGAGUUAAAGAGAGACAUGAAUACGGAUAUGGAACGCGAGCUACGACGAUUACAGACAGCUAAGGAUGGUGUGAGUGUAACAAGUCGUCGACGUCGAGCAGUGAGGGAUGAGACAAGAAAAGGUUGUGCAAUACCAGCAAAACGUGCUGGAAAUAAUAUGAGAAGACGACGUACCAUGUACACUGCUAGUGGUGGAGAUGAAGACGGACCGGAAGAUGUUUUCUUGGCCUCGGCGUCACCGGAAGAAAGAGCACAACGCGAACAGUUUCACGAGAAGAAACGUCUUGAGCAGCUUUUGUCAUGUACUUCGGUGUUUAAACCUGUGGUAGAACAGGUGACGGCGAAAGAGAUUGCUAAGGACUUGAAAACAAUUCAAAGUGCUGUGUUAUGUUAUAACAAGCACUUGAAGACUCGAAAGAUUAAGAUGGAGAAGAAGAAGGACAAGGCGAAGCUGGAACAGAAGCAAAAGCACCACGUAAAGAAAAAGCACCACAAAGAAAAGAAGCUGAAACGACAGAGGCCAAUGAUUGUCACUCCUAGGAGGAUACCAUACGCAGGAUCAAAUGUACCUGCUCCUACCACAAUGCCAGAAAAAGCAACGAGCACAGCAAAGAAGAAUCGACGACCUCGACUGCUGUACAAUCCACGAAUGCUACAGGAGGGACAAGAGGUUGAGGUAUUUUUUAGGCGCCAAAGAAUAGAAACGGCGGCUGAUGAUGCGGAUGAAAGUCAGGAUGAUUGCGUGAUGUCCGGUAUCAUCACUGCUGCCACCGCGACGCAGGUGUACUUGCUCACAGCUAGCGGUCGCUUCGAGUCGUUUGAUGUUCGUGACUGCAUUCUAGGCUCACUCUAUGUGCGGGCAGUAGAAAGCACCAACAGUCCGAAAAGUUGUGCGAGGAAACGAUAUGAACAUCAGCAGUGCGUGGAAUAG